Molecule: messenger RNA, 729 nt
Organism: Pantherophis guttatus
Lineage: Eukaryota; Metazoa; Chordata; Lepidosauria; Squamata; Colubridae
Gene: ATP5MC2
Product: ATP synthase membrane subunit c locus 2
Biological process (GO): proton motive force-driven ATP synthesis; proton transmembrane transport
Molecular function (GO): proton transmembrane transporter activity
Source: RefSeq, a predicted model, not a curated record
UUUCCCCGCAGAAACCGUUUCCGGGCGGCUUUAAGGCCCUAGAGUCGUCCUUCCGCUAGCGCAUGCGCGGAAAGCGGUCCUUCUCGCUCUCUUCUCCUGAGCAGCAGUUCUUGAAUGUUGCUGUUCCACACAACUCUGAAUAUGUACACUUGUGCAAAGUUGAUUUCUGCCUCCACCCUGGUGAGGAACAGUUCUACGGUUUUGUGUAGACCUCUCUCUGCUUCUGUGCUGAACAGACCUCAGAUCAGGACGGAUAAGCCCUGCUGCCUUUCGGGUGCUCAGCAUGAAGUCUUGCCGCUGCUGCAUCGGCAGUUCCAAACGAGCGCGGUGUCCAGAGACAUAGAUACUGCCGCCAAGUUUAUUGGUGCUGGUGCUGCAACCGUGGGUGUAGCUGGCUCUGGUGCUGGCAUUGGAACAGUGUUCGGCAGUCUCAUCAUUGGCUAUGCCAGAAAUCCCUCCCUGAAGCAGCAGCUCUUCUCCUAUGCCAUCCUGGGUUUUGCACUCUCCGAAGCCAUGGGGCUCUUCUGCUUGAUGGUAGCAUUCCUCAUUCUCUUUGCCAUGUGACAAAGCCAACAUGCACUACUACAUACUCUUCCUUUCUUCCCCCCCUGUGUUUAGUCUAAUGUGUACGCUGAGCUGAGUGUUUUGUGGGAGAGAAGGGAAGCUCACCUGUUAACCAAAUCCUCCCUGUUCACUGGGGGCAAGUGAAUAAAUACAGAUUGGUAUACA